AAGGUGUAGUGGUGGUGGUGGGAGGUUGUUAUUGAAAAGGAGGCCGCUUACGUUAUCGUCAAAGCGAAGCAGUACACGAUCGUCUGACUGCCAAGAAAUGGCUGAAGAUGAGGAUAAAACACCAUUAUUGAAGGGUGCAGGGACAUAUGCUAUCGAUGAUCCUCGUGAUAAGAUUAGAUAUUUGUAUGAAAGUGGUAAUUUAGGCUAUGUCAAUGGCAACGACAAUAGAAUCAGCGCCAAUAGGAGUCCACUGCCAUCGUCAUUGGCAGCUGACAAGAUUGUUACCAUCUUUGUGGUUACUUUUGAUACGCGAUCAGGUAACAUGAUUGAAUGGUGUCUUCCUGAAGAAAGCGAUUUAGAUGGAGUUGAAUUUAAGGCUAUGGCCAGUGGAUCUCAUACUUUAAUGAGAGAUUUUGUGUACUUUAGGAAAGAUUCCCUUUAUGGCCUGGCAUGUUUUGAGAACAUGCCAGUAGAAAGUGAGAUUGAACGUGGUGCCAGAAUGAAAUCAGUAGGAAUUCUAUCUCCCACCUAUACUUCCCUCUACAGACACAUGCAGUUCCUUGAAUCCCAAGUGCGGCACCAGCUUCAAACGCCAGGAAAAUAUGAUCAACUGCAAGCUUUUUACAACGAUAAGAAAGGUGUACUUCCUUCUCGAAAUGAAAAUUCCAGUGCCGCUAUUGUUUCUGAUAUAGAUGUGUGUUCAAUGUCACCAGUUCCUCAGCAAUCCUGGUCAACAACCCCAUCUACUCCCAGUCGAGAAUUCUUGCCUGAAAUGAAGAUUACCCAUCCUGCUGGUUGUUUCUCUCAGUUUAUUAAAUUCUUUGGAGAAAAUAUAUUUAUUCUCUGGAAAUACACUCUCCUACAGAAGAGGAUACUAUUUUUUUCUCCCCCUCCAAUUGGUGUUGUUUGCUAUAGAGUGUAUUGUGCUUGUUGCCUUGGUAACCAUGAUAUGAGGGGACUUGUGAAUCGAGAGCUGAUUCCUCGUUUCUAUGUAAAUAUUGCUGAUAUUGAAACUUUAGAAACUGAAGUGGCAUAUAUUGCAUGUACAACAGAGAAGAUAUUUGAAAGUAAAACCCACCUGUAUGAUGUUUAUGUAAAUAAUCAAAACGUAACAACCAACUCUCCAGUCUUGAAGGAACUGCUCAAAGUUAGUGAUGGGGAUCGUGAUAAAUUUACCAAAUUGAACAAUCAAAGAUCUGCACAUUUAUUUUCUGUAGAAGAACUUGGGGAGCAGUCAAUGGAUGAAGAAGAAUUGUUUACAACGUUUUUUUGUGAACAAAACAAUCGUUUGUUCCAAACCUUGUUAGAUGUUUCAUCGUCGCAGGAUCGACAGUUGACAUCUGACCACAUGAAAUUAAUGGGACUUGACCCUAUUGGUGAUCGUAUCUUCCUCAUGGAACUUGUUGAACAUUAUGGUAUUGAUGUUGUUCUUAUGGUUGAUAAUCCUUGCUGCCCGAAAUAAAGCAGCAUUCUUCUUUUA
Messenger RNA from Octopus sinensis (East Asian common octopus), 1480 nucleotides. Its product is annotated as DENN domain-containing protein 11-like. NCBI's taxonomy places the organism in Eukaryota, Metazoa, Mollusca, Cephalopoda, Octopoda, Octopodidae. The record is from RefSeq and is a predicted model, not a curated record. The coding region runs from base 98 to 1462 and encodes 454 amino acids. Gene Ontology annotation, cellular component: cytoplasm. The transcript is spliced from 9 exons.